Messenger RNA from Peromyscus maniculatus bairdii (prairie deer mouse), 780 nucleotides. RefSeq names its product C-type lectin domain family 2 member H-like. Lineage: Eukaryota; Metazoa; Chordata; Mammalia; Rodentia; Cricetidae. Gene Ontology annotation, cellular component: external side of plasma membrane. The record is from RefSeq and is a predicted model, not a curated record. Gene Ontology annotation, molecular function: natural killer cell lectin-like receptor binding.
CCUCCAAGUCAGCUGGUUUGAAAACCCGCCCACCACAAACCUCUUCAUCCAUUCGAGAUUUGCUUUACAAGGAAGAAGAUAUGAGCUAUAAAGACUUCAAGAGAAAGUUAACUGCAGAGUCCUCCUUGCCAGUUGGCGUGGGAGAAAACCGUGAAAAGCUCCAAGGAAAAUUUCACAGAAUCAUCGACUCUGUUAAGCGUCUCUGGUGCCGGGCAGGGAUCAUCUUCAUCAUCUUUAUGGUUGUUGUAGCUGCAGUUGUGUUGCCCUUAGUUUUUUCACUGUCAGGAGGAGGAAAGAAUGAAAAUAACCAUACUGCUUGCUCAAUUGACUGGAUUGGAAAUGGGAGUAAAUAUUUCUAUUUUUCUGAAGACCUAACAGACUGGAUAUCCAGCCAGAAAUUCUGUGUGGAACAAAAUGCCCAACUAGCUCAAUUUGAGAGCCUGGAGGAGCUGGAUUUCCUAAAUGGACACAAGAAUGAUUCUGCCUACUGGAUUGGCCUGCACAGAGAGUCAACACAACACCCAUGGACGUGGACAGACAACACUAAAUAUAACGACUCGGUUCCCAUCCGAGGAGAAGGACAAUAUGCCUACCUGAGUGACAGAGGGAUCAGCAGUGGCAGGGAGUACAUGCCCAGGAAGUGGAUUUGUAGCAAGCCCAACAGCUAUUUACAGUGCCCAGUAGUUUCACAGCUUGUUUGAAAGCAAUCAUGAGAGAUCUGUAACGUGUUGUCUAUAGUAGCAGCCUCAUUUCUUUAUCUUAUAAAAUUAUCAAAAUCAA